Messenger RNA from Punica granatum (pomegranate), 898 nucleotides. The record is from RefSeq and is a predicted model, not a curated record. Lineage: Eukaryota; Viridiplantae; Streptophyta; Magnoliopsida; Myrtales; Lythraceae.
CUCAUCCAUCCCAUCCCCCACCCAAUCACAAAAAACAAAUCGACUUAACCCAUGAAAAAGAAAAAGAAAAAAAUCUGACGGAGGCACUGCCUCUCUUUAACAGUCUUUGUACUUCUCCACCCCUUCUCUGGGCUUAUAUAUACCGCCAUUGUUCCUCCGCAACUUUAACCUCCCCAGUCUCUCACCUACGCGAAUAAGGAGGAGGAGGAGAAGAAGAGGAGUUCUGGGUCCAACCCCACAGUCCCAACUCCUCUUCUCCUUCUGCCGUAGCCAAUCUCUCAUCACAGUCGGAUCUCCAAUGGCCAAAUUUCCAUUCUUGAUUUCAGCUUUGGUUGUGAUGUUCUCUCCGUUAUUGUUCAUCCGAGGGGUGGAACCGACAACCUUUACGGUCGUGAACAAGUGCGAUUACACGGUGUGGCCGGGGAUACUGGCAAAUGCCGGCAAGCCGGCGGUUUCCACCACCAGCUUCGCCCUCCAGAAGGGCGAGUUCCGAGCCAUCUCCCCCCGAACAAAUGCAGGGAGGCCAUCGGAGGCAGAAACGAGAAGGGGAAGGUAAUAAUAAUAGACAUAGUGAUAAGUGACAAUGAUGACGGAGAAUCAACCAGCACGAAGCUCUACUUCGAUCUGUUGAUGAUGACAGUGGCCAGAGGAAGAGAGAGGACUGAGAAAGAAUGCGAGCAAAACUUCCUUGAGGCAGGGUUUAGACGCUACAAGAUCAGACCAACAUUCGGAUUGAGGUCCCUUAUUGAGGUUUAUCCUUGAAAAGAAAAUAAUAGGCAUCUUGUAUUGUGGAUUUGCCUCAUUGGGAAAUGUGAAUGUCAGUUCAUGUGUAGGUCUGAUUUGAUUUCAAGCAAGCUUUUUGCAAUAAUAUUGUCAUGCUGUUGAUCUUUUUUCUUAA